Messenger RNA from Athalia rosae (coleseed sawfly), 659 nucleotides. RefSeq lists its product as uncharacterized. Lineage: Eukaryota; Metazoa; Arthropoda; Insecta; Hymenoptera; Athaliidae. Bases 115 to 594 code for a protein of 159 amino acids. The record is from RefSeq and is a predicted model, not a curated record. The transcript is spliced from 5 exons.
GUGCGGAUUACGGUCGAGUCAGUAUCAAUUAUCGUUGGGCAAUCAACGGCGAAGUUAACGGCGAGUCGCGGAAGAUAAAACUGCAAAAUUUCAUCCCGAUUCUUGGACAUCACGAUGACGCCACGCUCCGUAAACAAUUUUCUGGCCACAGUCGUUCUGAUAGCGGCGGUGGUUCUGAUGUUCGCCGGUGAAAAUAGCGUCGUCGAGGCGGACGAGUUUCCCGCAUUUUUCCUGAAGGCUGCAAAAUCCGUGCCGAGAAUAGGCAGACGGAGUGGAACCUUCGAGGACUAUUUUCUCAAGGCUUCCAAAAGCAUCCCCCGAAUCGGCAGGAGAGGAGGCUACGCGCCGAGUUCCGUGAAAAGCGCGGAGAAUAACUGGUCCUGGUACCCGAAGCAUCCGACGGACUUGUCGAAAAUCGGUAGCGAGGAUUUCUCGUCAUCGGAAAAUUACGAGAGAGCGAUGCAGCAACAAUCUCCCGAAUUAUGGGAAAUCAUAUCGGCCGGCGCUACGCCGGAUUCUCCGUCGGCGGCGGGGUUCAACGACGACCUUUGGCAGCGGGAAAAAAGGACUGGAAGCGAACGGGCGGAGGUGUAGACAAGUGGAUGUGAACGACACGAAUUAGAUAUAGAUAUAAUUACAAGAGAAUGGACGACGAAAAA